This is a messenger RNA of Ochotona princeps (American pika), 1338 nucleotides long. RefSeq names its product GTPase IMAP family member 5-like. Bases 197 to 1129 code for a protein of 310 amino acids. The transcript has 4 exons. The record is from RefSeq and is a predicted model, not a curated record. NCBI's taxonomy places the organism in Eukaryota, Metazoa, Chordata, Mammalia, Lagomorpha, Ochotonidae. Gene Ontology annotation, molecular function: GTP binding.
CCUUCCUUUCUGCUGCUUUGUGGCCUCUCCUGAGCUGCCCUGCUCAGCACCGUCCCCGCCCCACUGGGACCUGGCGGCCACCUCUGUUCCCCUUCGCCUCCCUGAGCGCCCCUGACCGCAGGACAGACCUGAUGCCGCUGCCGGACCAAAAAAACUCACUGUAUGCAAGAAAAUGUACAAAAUCUAGGAGCAACAGAUGCAACCUAAACAGAAAAAGAGAAUGGAAGGAUUUCAGAAAGGCCAUUAUGGAGCUAUGGCUGAAGGCGUAGUGGAAGAUAACUGGACUGAAACGUCCACCUCAUUGAGGAUCAUCCUGGUGGGCAAAACAGGCAGUGGGAAGAGCGCCACGGGAAACAGCAUCCUCUGCCAGCCAGUCUUCAAGUCCAAGCCAGACGUCCAGCCCGUGACUAAGAAAUGCCAGCGGGAAGCAGGCACAUGGAAUGGGAGGAGCAUCCUGGUGGUGGAUACGCCCCCCAUAUUUGAGGCAAAGGCCCAGACCCAGGAUGCAUACCAGCACAUCGGGGACUGCUACCUGCUCUCUGCCCCGGGGCCCCACGUGUUGCUGCUGGUGACCCAGCUGGGGCGCUUCACGGACCAGGACGCCAUGGCAGUGAAGAGGCUGAAGCAGGUGUUUGGGAUGCAGGCCCUGAGGCACACGGUCCUCCUCUUCACCCACAAGGAAGACUUGGAGGGCCAGUCCCUGGAGGAUUAUGUGACCAACACGGACAACGGGGCCCUCCAGGACCUGGUCCUGCAGUGUGGGAGGAGAGUCUGUGGCUUCAACAACCGGGCGUCUGGGGAGGAACAGCAGGCGCAGCUGGCGCAGCUCAUGGCUGUGAUCACGCAGCUGGAGCAGGAGCUCAAGGGCUCCUUCCUCAGCAACGACCUCUUCCAGGCUCUGGUGGUGCGGCAAGGUGGGAAAGGCGUCUACCAGGGAGGCUACAGGAGGUUCCUGGCCAAUGUGAAGCAGCAGGUGGAGAAGCAGAAGCAAGAGCUGAAAGAGCAUGAGAGCAACUGUGCUUUGAAAGCUCUUCUCAGACUCAAGCACUGGGCAAGGUCUCACCUUAUUUUGUGUGCCUUCCUCAUUAUAUGUGUUGUGAUUUUCAUUGCCAUUUUAGUGAAGAGAUGAGUUCCUUGUGGGUGCUAAGCGUUUUCAGGCACUUAGUGCCCUCACUGCUGUUUGUCCCGGAUAACAAUCUCCAUCUUGGUGUGUUUGCUUGUCACCCAGUUUCAUCUCCACUGGUUCUUCCUGGCAUCAGACAUGUCAUCUGAUUUCUUUCAAGUGCUUUUUGGUCAAUAAAAUCUGAAGAAAAAUACAUCAUUUUUGUUUUUUCUUUU